GUUGACAGUGUCAGAGACCUACGGUACAGGGCAAGAUCAUCGUGAUUCCAAGCAUGACAAAACAUGGUGAUGAUGACACGACGACCUCACGCUCUGUCGUUGCUAGCACAUCGAACUACGAAGCUUGUGCAUACAACGUCUCCAAGAACGGGUUGUACUCAGAGUCAAUGACAGACACACCUCAAAACAAUCCAUUCUUGAGAUGUUCUCGCCUCCAAAAACGAUAUAAUCAGAUCUCUCGGGCUCGUCUCGUAGCACAAGUUUCUUAUCAGCCAGCGCUGACAUGGCUUCCAGCAAUUCCCUGUUUUAUGCAGUUCUAAUUCUGUAUGUCUGUGCGUCGGAAUCGAAGUCAGCAGAAGCGUGCGGCGGCUUUCUGAAAUAUUGCAAAGCACCCUUCAGCCACUCAGGAGGCAAGUUGAGAGCCAGAUGCCGGACCAACGCGGGUAACUUUGUGGCGGCUGAGGUGAACCUGGACAACUAUUUGAGCAACGUGAAUGGAAACUUGGUUCCUGGGACGGGCUACACGAAAUCCUGUCAGGGCUUCGGAUACUUUCUCGUGGGAGCUUCACAGUUCAUCGUCACGGCGAACUGCACGAAAUUCGAGGGCGGGCUUAGAACGACCGGCUACAAUGUUAACAGCCGGGUCAGUAGCAAAAACGGGGUCAUGAAAUGGGACACGGGGUCCUGCCGAAGACGGUCACUUCUUCAAGCAGCUGACAGUCUCAGAGAAGAAGGUGUAGCAUGAGGAGGUGGAAAUUUCGCACGGAGAUAUUCUGUAGGUUAGUGUCUGUUCUGUGUCAUUGAAGACAACGGACAGAUGUGGCUCGAAAACAUAUCCAAGGAUCAGACUGCUUUCGUGGCCCCAGCUUUCCUCUUACGAUGGAAAGCACUGUAAAUACGAUAUCAUUAAUCGAUCUUAAAACAUU
This is a messenger RNA of Marchantia polymorpha subsp. ruderalis, 926 nucleotides long. The record is from the annotation of a GenBank genome assembly. NCBI's taxonomy places the organism in Eukaryota, Viridiplantae, Streptophyta, Marchantiopsida, Marchantiales, Marchantiaceae.